Vanrija pseudolonga is the source of this 860-nucleotide messenger RNA. RefSeq names its product Transmembrane protein 14A (gene Tmem14a). Gene Ontology annotation, cellular component: mitochondrial membrane. The transcript has 6 exons. Gene Ontology annotation, biological process: regulation of heme biosynthetic process. The coding region runs from base 206 to 520 and encodes 104 amino acids. Lineage: Eukaryota; Fungi; Basidiomycota; Tremellomycetes; Trichosporonales; Trichosporonaceae. The record is from RefSeq and is a predicted model, not a curated record.
CACAAUCAAACAACACACAGGCGGGUGGACUGGUCCGGUCGCCGGCGUGACGCACCUCAACCGGCUACAGAGCGCCCCCCCUCGGCCAGCUCGGCCAGCGGUGGAGGCCCACCAGGCGACCUGUCCAUCCGACCAUCCCGUCCACGUCGGUGGAGGGCGAUCGACCAGCUGCCAACAACACCCACACACUCACUCCCCAGCAACAAUGGCAGCAUCAAACGACAUUAUCGGUUACGUCUACGCCGCGCUCGUCAUCACCGGCGGCCUCAUCGGCUUCAUCAAGCGCGGCUCGACCAUGAGCCUCGUUGCGGGCGGCUCGACGGGGCUGCUGGCUGGCUACGGCGCUUUGCGCGCAAGCCGCAACCCCAAGGACGUCUACGUCGCCCUCAGCGUCGCUGUCCUCCUCACCGUGCUCAUGGGCAGCCGGUUCGCGCGCUCGGGCAAGUUCAUGCCCGCUGGACUGGUUGCGGCUCUGUCGCUCGCCCAGACGCUCCGCUACGGCGCGCGUCUGCGUGCAUGAGUGGUGCUAUUAUUAUAGCGAAUGUACGCGUGGUGAAGUCCAUGAUCUGGGUGCGGUGCGGUGUGGCGGUGGCGUGGCGGGCCUGGGUCUACUCAAGCCCACUGCCACUGCUUAUGGUUCCUCGCAGUGCGCCCGCACGCCUGAUGCGCAGCUCGCAACUCACCUUCGACGCCCACAGAACGCGUCUGCCCACACUCUGGGUGUCAUGAAAAGCUGCUUCUGCGCGUCAUGAAUCUGGCCGGUUGCUUGGCCGUCAUGGUUCCGGCCGUCGGUCGCGUCGUUCUCUCCCUGACGCGGGUUGACGUCGCCUGUCAGAGUUUGUAUCGGGUUUCAAGCCAGA